GGUUGCUCAAAUUGGGGAAUGGCGGUCAACGUGUACUCUACCUCUAUAACCCAAGAGACUAUGAGCAGACAUGACAUCAUUGCAUGGGUUAAUGAUAUAUUAGCUUUAAACUACACAAAAGUCGAGCAACUCUGCUCAGGAGCAGCUUACUGCCAGUUCAUGGACAUGUUGUUCCCAGGGUGCAUUAGUUUGAAGAAAGUAAAGUUUCAAGCAAAGCUGGAGCAUGAAUACAUUCACAACUUCAAACUUCUGCAAGCAUCAUUUAAAAGAAUGAAUGUGGAUAAGGUAAUUCCCGUGGAAAAAUUGGUCAAAGGGCGCUUCCAAGACAACUUAGAUUUCAUUCAGUGGUUUAAGAAGUUCUUUGAUGCUAACUAUGAUGGGAAGGAGUAUGAUCCUGUGGAAGCUCGACAAGGCCAAGACCCUCUUCCCCCACCAGAUCCUGGUGAACAGAUCUUCAACCUGCCCAAAAAGUCUCACCAUGCAAAUUCUCCGACUGCAGGUGCUGCUAAAUCCAGUCCAGCUUCUAAACCAGGAUCAACACCUUCUCGCCCAUCGUCAGCAAAAAAAGCUGCACCAAGCAGCUCAGCAUCCAAAUCGGAUAAAGAUUUGGAAACCCAAGUCAUACAGCUCAGUGAACAGGUACAUUCGUUAAAACUUGCACUUGAAGGCGUAGAGAAGGAAAGGGAUUUCUACUUUGGCAAAUUAAGGGAGAUUGAACUUCUCUGCCAAGAACACGGGGGAGAGAAUAAUGACCUUGUGAAUCGGCUAAUGGAAGUCCUUUAUGCUUCAGAAGAACAUGAGGGCCACACAGAAGAGCAUGAAGGUGAAGAGCAAGUCCAUGAACAGCCCCAGCAGCAGGAGGAGUACUGACUCACCCAGCGGCUCUGACAAUUUUCGUUUUGUGUGAGAACUUUCUUCUGGAGAAUGGAACAUGUGCGGCCUCAAACUUGAAAUCAGUUCACUCCCAGUCUGCCAUUAACAUUUAUGUACCAUAGUGAGUGCCAGCCAACCACUGCAUUCUGUACCCGUACUCUGCCAAGAUGCAUUUGCAGACGUCUUCUUUCAGUGUAUCUUCCCAAGAGGUUGUAGGGCUACAUCACCUCCUGUACAUCACUGCAACUUCACCACUUGGCUGCUUGAGAUUUGUUCUGCUCUUUAAAAAAAUAUAUAUAUUUAUUUUUUUCUUUUUUUUUUUUUUGUCUUAAGUAUGAUACACUUGUAACUUGUUCUAACAUAUUUAUAUUGGCAUUUUGUGUGGCAAGGAGUACCGUACCACUAGCUGUGUCUCUCACUUUGUGGUGCUUUCGCAUUUUCUAGUACAUCUGCCUUGGGGCAUAAAUUCGGUCAAACAAUUGGAAUAAAGGGAUACAGACGAAGUCAUAAUCAAGCCAUAACAAUGAGAUGUGUUGUGGAGGAGAAUGCUUAUGUUGCUCACGUUUAUUCCUUUCCUGCCUUCACGAAAUGCAAGGCAGAGCAUCUGUUUCACUAGCAGAGAUUUAAACCCCUGUGUUAGAAAGCUUGUUAGAAAGCUGCAUGGUAUGUUUUUUGGCUUAUUUCUGGAGGAACAGACAUCCACUUAGGUUUUUUGAAAACCCUCCCAGUUUCCUGACUAGUCAAUAGACAUUUCCCAGCUUUUCUUCCUUCCUGAGGAAUCCAGUCCCAGCCUCCAGCUGCAGCUCUGCCUCCGCACAGCUCAGUGCUGAUGGAGGAGGGAAAUCUCCUUGACGCAAGUGUAGCUGCAGGACGUGAUCUCUGCUGUCAUACUUGGCUUCCCACUCCUCAGAAGAGGACAAAGUAGGCCAGCCAUUUCUUUUCACCAUCCUUCCCAUUCUGCUGCCCCAGCCACACGAGUUGGAAGACAGAAAUUUCCUCACUGGUGUAAAGCAUGGGGAAAGACCAGCAACAGCACUAGCC
Molecule: messenger RNA, 1914 nt
Organism: Nestor notabilis (Kea)
Lineage: Eukaryota; Metazoa; Chordata; Aves; Psittaciformes; Psittacidae
Gene: MAPRE2
Product: microtubule-associated protein, RP/EB family, member 2
Exons: 7
Coding region: 19-870 (283 amino acids)
Biological process (GO): protein localization to microtubule plus-end; regulation of microtubule polymerization or depolymerization; spindle assembly
Cellular component (GO): cytoplasmic microtubule; spindle midzone; microtubule plus-end
Molecular function (GO): microtubule plus-end binding
Source: RefSeq, a predicted model, not a curated record